This is a messenger RNA of Rodentolepis nana, 243 nucleotides long. Lineage: Eukaryota; Metazoa; Platyhelminthes; Cestoda; Cyclophyllidea; Hymenolepididae. The record is from the annotation of a GenBank genome assembly.
AGUCGACAAACAAAAGAGCGAUCUAGCCAUCGACACCCCGAAGGGGAAGAUGAGGAAAAAGGCGAUGGAGGUGGACGUCAUCACAGUAAAGGAGACCGUCGGCAGGUGCCUGAGCAAGGAGCAGAUCGUGCGACUAGUCGGCAUCGACGCCGGGGCCCACCAACCCGCCAAUCAAAUGGCACUGUUCAGCCCACCCAACCACCCACCAAUGGGAGAGGCCUAGUCUCAUUAACCACUGUAUAG